AUGGCUCAGUCGUGCGUGCACACGUCGUGCAGGGCCCUGGCGGGGAGGGCGGUCGUCUCCGCUCGCGCGCGGGCGUCGGCGCCCCCUGCGCGCCGCACCUGCUGCAGGACGUUUGCCGUCGCGGCUGACAAGCCCGAGCAAGCGUGGAAGGUGCCCCGGCCGGACAGCCUGGGGCGCUUCGGGGAUUACGGCGGCAAGUACGUGCCCGAGACGCUCAUCUCGGCGCUGGCGGAGCUGGAGGAGGCCUAUGCGAAGUUUUCCAACGAUCCUGAGUUCAAGGAGGAGCUCGACGGCCUGCUGAAGGACUACGUCGGCCGUGCGUCCCCGCUGUACUUCGCCAAGGGCCUGUCGGAGCACUACAAGCGCCCCGACGGCUCGAUGCCCCACAUCUACCUCAAGCGCGAGGACCUCAACCACACCGGCGCGCACAAGAUCAACAACUCGCUCGGGCAGGGCCUGCUGUGCAAGCGCAUGGGGAAGAAGCGCAUCAUCGCGGAGACGGGCGCGGGGCAGCACGGCGUGGCCACGGCGACGGUGUGCGCGCUGCUGGGCCUGGAGUGCAUCAUCUACAUGGGCGCGAAGGACAUGGAGCGCCAGGCGCUGAACGUGUUCCGCAUGCGGCUCCUCGGCGCGGAGGUCGUGCCGGUCACGAGCGGCACGUCGACGCUCAAGGACGCCACGUCGGAGGCCAUCCGCGACUGGGUGACCAACGUCGAGACGACGCACUACAUCCUGGGCAGCGUCGCGGGCCCGCACCCGUACCCGAUGAUGGUGCGCGACUUCCACGCGUGCAUCGGCAAGGAGACGCGCGCGCAGUGCCUCGAGAAGUGGGGGGGUCUCCCGGACAUCCUCAUCGCGUGCGUGGGCGGCGGGUCCAACGCGAUGGGCCUCUUCCACGAGUUCGUCGACGACGACUCGGUCCGCAUCGUCGGCGUCGAGGCCGCGGGCUUCGGCGUCGACACGGACAAGCACGCCGCCACGCUCACCAAGGGGCGCCCGGGCGUGCUCCACGGCUCGAUGUCGUACCUCAUCCAGGACACCGAGGGGCAGGUCGUGGACCCGCACUCCAUCUCCGCGGGCCUCGACUACCCGGGCGUCGGCCCCGAGCACUCGUUCCUCAAGGACACCAAGCGCGCCGAGUACCACGCCGUGACCGACGCCGAGGCGCUCGAGGCCUUCCAGCUGCUCUCCAGGGUCGAGGGCAUCAUCCCCGCGCUCGAGACGUCGCACGCGCUCGCCUACCUCGACAAGCUCUGCCCCACGGUCGCCGACGGGACCAAGAUCGUGCUCAACCUCUCGGGCCGCGGCGACAAGGACGUGCAGUCCGCCGCCAAGCACAUCAACCUGGAGUAG
This is a messenger RNA of Pedinophyceae sp. YPF-701, 1353 nucleotides long. Lineage: Eukaryota; Viridiplantae; Chlorophyta; Pedinophyceae. The record is from the annotation of a GenBank genome assembly.